UCAGAGAUCAUGUAGCUCCGUACCAUUCCGAUUUGGACGACGUGGUAUCUCUUAUGUUCAACAAGCGCGAGCAUACACCUAAAUGCGCUGCGUCUAUAUGUGCUCCCGAAUUACAUAGAGUGCAAUAUGGAGGGGUGGUCCUAUUCCUAGUCUAUGCAGGUGCUUCCUAAGGUAGUCGUGGCCUGUUAUCAUCCGGAACUCUGCCACAGCCUCCUUUCUUGGCAGGUUCAU
Messenger RNA from Nezara viridula (southern green stink bug), 231 nucleotides. NCBI's taxonomy places the organism in Eukaryota, Metazoa, Arthropoda, Insecta, Hemiptera, Pentatomidae. The record is from the annotation of a GenBank genome assembly.